This is a messenger RNA of Helicoverpa zea (corn earworm), 2762 nucleotides long. RefSeq names its product cationic amino acid transporter 4. Gene Ontology annotation, cellular component: plasma membrane. The record is from RefSeq and is a predicted model, not a curated record. Bases 254 to 2278 code for a protein of 674 amino acids. NCBI's taxonomy places the organism in Eukaryota, Metazoa, Arthropoda, Insecta, Lepidoptera, Noctuidae. Gene Ontology annotation, biological process: transmembrane transport; amino acid transport. The transcript has 8 exons. Gene Ontology annotation, molecular function: amino acid transmembrane transporter activity.
CGUAAUAUAGAACUAAGUUCACGCGAAUAUCGUCAGCUGGCUUUUCAGCAUUUCCAGAACCUUGUUUAACCAUUGCUAGUGAACCGAGACAGUUAAUAAGACCAGAAUUUUUAAAAAUGUGUCGUACAACUACGUAUGAAAUGUAAAUUACAAAGCCAGUGGAGUGCGGUUGGAAUCUGUGCACUGAACCUACUCAAUAUAGAUCUCCCAUCUCAGAAAUUUCUACGCGCAGUACAUUUAUAACUUGGGCAACAUGCCGGGAGCCAGGCAUAAGAUUUUGGGCCAUGUACUUUCUGGCUUUUGCCACAAAAUGAAUCGCCGUAAGCCUAUCUACGGCGACUCGAUGGACACUCCAUUGAACCGAUGUCUUACAACCUUGGAUAUCACUUUGCUGGGGAGACCCAGCAGCAAACGUUGUGCCCAUCAGUUGCGAGUCCCCAAAUGUGUGGGGCACAUGGUUGGAGCUGGUAUCUAUGUGCUGACAGGAACUGUCGCUCGGCACAUGGCCGGCCCAGCAACAGCCUUAAGUUUCCUAUUAGCUGGAAUAACGUCUACCUUAGCCGCUCUCUGCUAUGCUGAAUUUGGAACUCGAAUUCCGAGGGCAGGCAGUGCAUAUGCGUAUACUUAUGUCAGUAUUGGUGAAUUUUGGGCGUUCAUCAUAGGUUGGAACAUUGUCUUAGAAUAUAUGAUAGGAGCCGCCUCGGUAGCCAGAGCCUGGUCCGGGUAUCUAGACGCAAUGUUAGACGGGGCAAUAAGCAACGCUACUAUUUCAAUAACAGGGGAAAUGCACGAAACUCUUUUAAGCAGAUAUCCAGACGUUUUAGCAUUUCUAAUAUGUAUUGUCGCGUCGCUUAUUUUAGCUGUCGGCGUCAAAACUUCAGCCUAUAUAAACAACGGUCUUACUAUCUUAAAUCUCUUAGUUAUAUCUCUUGUCAUUUUCCUUGGUUUCUAUUACGCCGAUCUUGGUAACUGGUCUGAAAAGAAUGGUGGCUUCAUGCCCUUUGGUGUGAGUGGCGUGUUAGCUGGAGCAGCCACUUGCUUUUAUGCUUUCGUGGGUUUCGACAGUAUUUCUGCGUCGAGUGAAGAAGCGAAAGACCCGUCACGGUCGAUUCCCAUCGCCACUAUCCUAUCAAUGGCACUUGUUGCUUUUGGAUACAUUUUGGUGGCUCUAGCUUUGACGUUAAUGGUUCCAUAUCAGAGCAUUAACCCUGAUGCUGCAUUACCGGCUGCCCUCGGCGCAGUUCACGCGGAUUGGGCUAAGUACGCGGUUGCGGUUGGAGCGGUGUGUGGUAUGACCACCACUCUGUUAGGAUCCCUUUUCUCUCUACCUCGCUGCUUAUAUGCCAUGUCGGCAGAUGGUCUUCUCUUCGGUUUUCUCAGCGACAUUAACAACAAGUCACAAAUCCCGAUUGUUAAUCUCAUUAUCUCUGGUCUAUCGUCGGCUUUAAUAGCCCUUUUGUUCGAUCUGGAAAAACUUGUUGAGUUCAUGUCGAUAGGAACUCUGCUAGCGUACACUAUAGUUAGUGCUGCCGUUAUCAUAUUGCGUUACCGUCCCGUUCCACCAUCAGAUGAUAAGAUUUUCGGAGUACCACAAUUGGAGUCGCCUGGUGACCGAGAAGAUAGUUCUGCGACCGGCACCCCGGCUACUGAUGGGGGCUCAUCUUCUUCUGAGAUGUUUGAAGCUUUGACAGUGGGUCGUCUUCGCGCGCAGUACGCUUGGUUGGAGCCGCUGGCAGGCGGACGAGCCCCGGGUGCCGCGGUCACGAGCUGCGUCUACACAUUCACGGCUGCUGCAGCUGCCCUUUGUGCCCAUAAUCACUUCCUAGCUGAGCCGGCUGGGUUGUGGGCGUUGCUCCCAGAUUUUGUUCUCAGCUUUAUUAUUGUUGCGUGUCUGGUGAUAAUAUGGGCCCAUCAACAGAGUCCCACUCGGCUGCCAUUCCGCGUACCCUGGGUCCCGCUGCUCCCAGCUGUCAGUGUCAUGCUGAACGUAGAACUGAUGAUCAACCUCAACGCACUCACAUGGGCCCGCUUCGCUAUCUGGAUGACUUUCGGUUUACUCCUAUACUUCCUGUAUGGGAUCCACCAUAGCAAGUUGGGUGAAGGUGUGACGGGCCUGCUGUCUCGGUCAGCUAGCGGCGGAGGUCACGGCGGCGGAUGGGGCGCGGUGGAGAAGACCAGCGCCAUCGCCCGCAGGGUCGGCCGCUUCGCCCGCGGCAGCAAGGGAGACGACCGCAAACCCAUAAUAGGUGAUGACGAACUCUCCAGGCGCGAGCCGUGAUUCUAAAUUUACUUACAAACAACCAAAUGUGUACGUUUUCUUAGUGUUGCCAGCUUUCUAGAACUGAUUUGCUUGAAUAUUGGUGUAGCCACAAUCUAUACACGAAUCAUUGUGAUCAAAAUUCGGCGAUAUAAUGGACAGAUGAGUACAUAGGUAGGUAUAUUAUGGGCGUAUCAUGAAAUCUAAUUCUUAUUUCUACGCUAUCACAGCGAUCGACUUAUUGAGUAUUAACAUAAUUUUUGUGCUUGUACUUAAGUUAUAUAAUUAAUAUCGCAUAACUAUGUAAUUCGAUUAGUCUAAGCUAAGUAAUCAAAAAUGUGUACAACAUCUCAAAUAUGAUUUUACUUUAGUUCGAUCUAUUUAUGAAUCAGAAAGUUCAAUCUAUUUAUUAGGAAUUAAUGUGUAGAUCAGUGCAUAAGAUACUUAGAUCACAUUAACUUAAGUAACGGAAAUAGCUACAGUGUGAUUGGGUAAGACUUAUGCC